Messenger RNA from Linum trigynum, 3850 nucleotides. NCBI's taxonomy places the organism in Eukaryota, Viridiplantae, Streptophyta, Magnoliopsida, Malpighiales, Linaceae. The record is from the annotation of a GenBank genome assembly.
CAUCAAACGACCCCAAUGCAGAGAUACUGAGCAACACAACUCCUUUCAAUCAACUUUUCAGUCCCUCUCAUGGCCCACCAUCUCUGAGCUAUCCCAUCUCUCAGAACAGUCUCUCCCAAACCCGCCAGAUCUCCCACCACUGAACGAUCCCUACCCAGCAGAACACCCAGAGAGUAACCGAAAACCCUCGAUCCGCGUGCCCGCUCGGACCAAAGUCAAAUAUCGAUCUCUGAUGACCAACGCGCGAUGGGGCCACCAAACGACCGCAACUAAGGCCAACCAGAAGCCAACGACCAGUCCCACACCGACCGAGAUCCCAGAGCCCGUCAAAUCCCACGCCAGAUCCCAAUGAGGCCUCACCCAACUCCAGCCCACACCGAAGGACACGCCAGUUUGAAACAGAUCCCGAUUCCGAUCCCCGGUGGGCCAUUUCGCAGUCCAGAGUCUGCUGCCGUUGUCACCAACUCACCAUCGCCGCAGUCGCAAACUCCAAAAGUUUCCCCACCGCGCAACUCAACUUUACUUGCUUACUCGGCACUCGUCAAAUUCCACUCCUCAGUCGUCGUCACCUCCCUUCCCUUCUCCUUAAACUACAUCGAAAAAGGCUCUUCGCCUUUCCACCCAACAAAUAUCCUUUCAGUCCCAGAAAGAUCCAUUCGUCCAUUUCUCUCAGUACUUUCAUCGAACACUAAACGAGCAUAUACCUGGACAUUGGCAGAGUCCCUUCAUCUCUACUGCAAAAUGCUCCUCGCUCAGCUGCAGUGCCACCAGCCGCCAUGGAUACACUCUCUUCAUCCCGGCCAAUUGUCGAAUCGUUCUUCUUCUUCUUCUUCUUCCCCCGAUUCUCGUUCCCGCUCGUUUGUCAAGAGCGACUUGAUGAACAAGAAACCGGCGUCGAAGCAGUUCCUGUGGAUCCGAACCUCAGCUUUUGGUCCGAAUUAUCGCAGGAUAUGCAGCAGCGGUGGGAACCAGGAACCCAGCGUGCAAAGGACAGGGGGCAAGUGGGACUACGUGGUAGAUACUUCUGUGUCAGGUGUCUCAAGAACAUGGGUUCUUAAGAUGAAGCAAAUUGGCAUUCCACAGGACUUCUUGAAGAAGCUCCUGGUUGGGUCUGCUUCAUUAUGUUUCAUGUUAAACCUCAGACAGUUGAAAUUAUUCAGUCUGCUAACAAAGAUGAUCCACAACUCGGUUCCUCCUUUCCUUUGGAAACUUGGAAGAGCAAGCUUACCUUUUGCUUGCAUGUCUAAUUCCUUGAACAAACCGACGCCUUUGGGGUUGGAUGUGUCAUUGCCAUCAUUUCAAGAUGUUAAGUGGAGCCUAUCGCGCUUAAUAUAUUUGUUCAACAUCAAGCUGGAAAGAAACAUAGCAACGUUCCUAGUAUCUUUGCUUGCUGCUUGUUUCUCGUUCGUCAUUAUUGGGGGCCUACUCUUCUACAGGUUCAGGGGUAACAAGCAGUCUCUGGAAGACUGCUUCUGGGAAGCUUGGGCCUGUCUUUGUUCAUCAUCCACGCAUUUACGACAAAAGACACGUGUUGAACGUGUCAUCGGCUUUGUGCUUGCAGUAUGGGGGAUAUUGUUCUACUCUAGGUUGUUGAGCACAAUGACAGAAGAAUUCAGAAAUAACAUGCAAAGACUCAGGGAAGGAGCACAAGUUCAAGUCUUGGAGGAGGAUCAUAUCAUUAUCUGUGGGAUUAAUAACCACCUCGCUUUUAUACUAAAACAGCUAAACAAGUAUCAUGAAUUUGCUGUCCGCUUAGGUACUGCCACUGCAAGGAGGCAGAGGAUUCUUCUCAUGUCUGAUGCUCCAAGGAAGCAAAUGGACCGGCUAGCUGACAGUAUUGCAAAAGAUCUUAAUCAUAUUGAUAUCCUCACUAAAAGUUGCAGCCUUAGCCUCACAACAUCAUUUGAAAAGUGUGCAGCUAGUAAGGCCCGUGCCAUAAUCAUACUUCCACCAAAAGGUGAUAGGUAUGAGGUUGAUACCAAUGCAUUCCUGUCCGUGCUAGCCCUUCAGCCUAUUGAGAAUAUGGAAUCGAUCCCCACUGUGGUUGAGGUUUCAAACUCAACUACUUGUGAACUCCUGAAGUCAAUUUGUGGGCUGAAAGUAGAGCCAGUCGAAAAUGUGGCAUCGAAACUGUUCGUUCAAUGCUCUAGGCAGAAGGGGCUCAUAAAAAUCUACAGACACCUGCUCAAUUACCGAAAAAAUGUAUUCAACCUUUGGAGUUUACCAACUUCAGAAGGAGUUAGUUAUAGGCAAGUAAGACGUUCCUUGCAAGAGGUGGUUGUUUGUGGUCUUUAUCGGGAUGGGAAGCUGUACUUUCACCCCAAUGAUGAGGAAAUCCUACUGCAAACCGAUAAAAUUUUGUUCAUAGGACCUGUUCAGGGGAGAAAGAGGCCGCAGAUUGCAGAUUCUGAGGUUCUGAAAGAACACGCUGCGAGUAAAAGUUUGGAAGUUAUGGAAAAGGAUGGUGAUCAUUGGAAUCACGCUGUAGAGUUGACGAAAACAAGACUUAAGAAUAUUGUAAAACGUCCCACUAGAUCAGGGUCAAAGGCAUCAGACUUGACACUAGGACCAACAGAAUCUAUUCUCCUACUUGGAUGGCGUCCAGACGUCAUUGAAAUGAUUAAGGAGUAUGACAACUAUCUUGGACCCGGAAGCACACUGGAGAUACUAUCAGAGGUACCGUUAGAUGAGCGAAUGAGGGCAAGUAACAUUCUCAAGCUAAAGCAUGGAACACUGAAUCAUGUCCAAGUCUCCCAUAGGGUUGGAAACCCCAUGGACUUUGAGACAUUAAAGGAAACCAUAACCAGCAUCCAAAAAUCUUAUAAGCAAGGGAAACGUGCUCCCCUGUCCAUUGUUGUGAUUUCUGAUAGGGGAUGGCUUGCUGGAGAUGCAUCCAGGGCAGACAAGCAAUCUGCCUUUUCUCUUCUCCUUGCCGAAAGCAUCUGCAAUAAGCUCGGGGUUAAGGUACAAAAUCUCGUAGCGGAGAUUGUCGACUCAAAGUUAGGCAAACAAAUUACUAAAAUAAAGCCGUCGUUAAACUAUAUAGCAGCGGAGGAAGUGAUGAGCCUAGUCACAGCCCAAGUGACACAGAACAAUGAACUAAAUGAUGUGUGGAAAGACAUUCUGGACGCGCAGGGGGAUGAAAUAUACAUCAAGGAUGUAAGCCUUUACAUGAAAGAGGGCGAGAAUCCUUCAUUUGCUGAGCUCACGGAAAGGGCACGGUUGAGGCGGGAAGUAGCCAUAGGAUAUCUGAGAGGCAAUAAGAAGGUCAUUAAUCCGAAUCCGAAAACACAACCGCUCUUCCUGACAUCGACGGACUCAUUGAUAGUCAUAUCUGAGCUCGAAGGAGAACAACCCAUCGCCGUGUAGUAUCACAGACACAGGGUUAUAUACAUACUUACAUUUGCUUUGGGCCAAAUAGAAGAAACUUGCAUUGCAUCCAAUACAUGCCUUCUUCCAUUGAAGAGCUGAUCUAGCAAGUAUGUUUGAUUGAGGAAUCGAGAGCAUGGAAGAUUGGAAGUUUGCUCAAGUGGCGACUGGAGCCUGCUGAUUUUUAUCUGUGAAUUUUAAGACCUUCCCCCUAUGUUUAUAACAUUAUUACCGUCGAAAUAGGACUUGAGACGGUAAAACUGUAAAAAAGAAAAACACAGGUGGAAAGUGAAAGGUUGUUCAGUGCAUAGUGGAGUGGUACAUUCGAUUUGAUAUUCAUUCCAAAGAAAAGAAUGGCUUGGCUCGUAAUUCUACGAGGCUUCUACUUUUGAUUCUGUAAGACCACCAGGUUUGGAUUUAGUCAUUUUACUCAUAUGAAUAUGAUCUUACAUUUCGAUUUUAAAAAAAUAGUUUAUUGAUG